Durotheca rogersii is the source of this 767-nucleotide messenger RNA. RefSeq lists its product as uncharacterized. The coding region runs from base 337 to 732 and encodes 131 amino acids. NCBI's taxonomy places the organism in Eukaryota, Fungi, Ascomycota, Sordariomycetes, Xylariales, Xylariaceae. The transcript has 3 exons. The record is from RefSeq and is a predicted model, not a curated record.
GCAGAGGCCCUUUCACCUGCUAUCUGCCUAUCUCUACACAUACGUGCAUGUAUCCUAUCUGCAUAUGUACCUUGUCGCCCGCCCGGUCUGUCCACCUUGCCCUUCUACUCUCUACGCCUUCACCUUGCCUCCCUGCCACCACCACCAACUCCUACUGCACACCUCGUCUCAAACUAUCUCUGCGCAUCUUAUUCCCGUCCCUCUUCGUUGUCGGAGCGCAGAAAACCAAACCCAUCUUGCCAAUCUUGCUAGUCGCAACCUCGUCGAAUUCGUCCUUCUCGAGCUUCACUAGCACACACCCCCUCCCCCCAUCCCCCGUGCUGCGGCGAGCCAAGGAUGGGAACUUUUCUGUUCAAGUGGGCCCACCCCGCCUCCGAGGUCUACGUGACGGGCACGUUUGACGACUGGAAAAAGACGGAGAAGCUGGAGAAAGUCGGCGACCACUUCGAGAAGACAGUGACGCUGCCGGAUGCCUCCGCCAAGAUCUUUUACAAGGUUCGUUGCAACUCGCUCGCCUUCACAUCGCGCCGUCCUCUCGCACUACCUGGGGUUGCCUUAUAUUGUGUGAUGGAUCCUUCACCCGCUAGCUCGCCUGCCCCCUCGUUUUUCCUCUCUCUCUCUUCUUUCCCUUUCUCGCUUCCGCAAGGCUUCGUGCCUGGCAGGCCGAGGGGUGCGCGCACGAGAGCCUGCCUGCCUACCUGCCUCGCGAUUUGUUCUAUGCCCUGCGGGUAAGCCGUUAGACGGACCCUCGUCGUCCUGCGGCCUGG